This is a messenger RNA of Drosophila virilis, 4656 nucleotides long. RefSeq names its product trichohyalin. Lineage: Eukaryota; Metazoa; Arthropoda; Insecta; Diptera; Drosophilidae. The record is from RefSeq and is a predicted model, not a curated record.
AAUUGGAGCUGCAAUAAAACAACCGGUCGACGCGCUGGAAGCGGGUAUAGCUGCAGUUUCUUAGGUAAGUUUCACACGCCUUUUACUUCAUUUUUCUUGCCAAGGAAGUCAAACCAAAGUGUUUUGUAAGUUGUGCUAAAGAGAUUUUUGCACCUUGUAUCCCUGCAAAGGCCACAUGAAAGUAUGUUAAAUAUUUUACCAAUUCGUCAACUAUUCUUGUGGCAAGUGCAUUGAUUAACACAUUCUGUGAAUUAUUUACAUAAAUGACUCAGCGAUGCUGUCACUCCCGCAUUAGUCAGCUUUGCAGCUAAUCUAUCUAUUAAGAUAAUGUAUAAAACAAAUGUGAAUAACCCGAGAUAUUAUAUAAGUCUAUCUAGAUCGGUCAGCUCUAUAUCUUAAGCUCUUUAGACAUUAGCUGCAAUUUUAUUUAGUUUAACUUGAAAUCAAACUGAAUUUAUUUCAUGCUGGUUUGCCAGCUCAUUAAACCUAAUUAGGAAUACAUCGAAUGCGCUUUCAGAAGCCAGUUUCAUUUUGAGAUCCUUUGAUUAAUUGGCUAACUUUUGCGCAUCAGCGCACAACAAAGCAGCUGAGCCUUAUGAAGUUUACCUGAUUUAUUUUUGGCUUCUGAUACGAAAUUCAUAAUUCAGAAUCAAAUUUAUGUUUGCACAGCUCAAUUUUUGCCCAGGCAACAAAAACAAAAAAAAAAAAAACUGUUGACUCUUCUCAGAACUCAGACGGGGUCUCUAUACAUAUAUAUAUAUAUAUAUGAAUUCAAACAUAUUUAAUAAUCGUCGGCAAAGCUACAAAGUCUGGCAAGUCGCAGACUUGCAAAAAAAAAAAAAAAAAACUAAGCAAACUUCAACUGAAAAGUGAAGCGAGCUUCAAAAACUUCUCGCAAGCCCAAAAAGCAUUGAAAACAAACGCAGCGUAUUUGCUUUAUUUGCAAUAGAUACAACCUGAACGAUGUGAAGAUACAUUAACCUUCGUGUUUUCGGUCGUUUCGACAAUUCUGGUUGUUUUUGGUUGCGCAAAUACGACAGCGACAGCGACAGCGACAACGACGACAGCAACUUUGUAUCUAAAAUCAACAAGUUCACAACGAACAUGAAAAAAGAUAAAACCUUUAAGCCUCAGGCACACACACACGCUCUCAUUCAUUGUCAGGCGUUUGCUUAGACAACAAACAAAAACCUCAAAAAAAAAUUAGAGAACAACCCAGCAAAAUCAUCCAGUUAACUGACAUAGAACUCCACAAACACGUAAAUACUUACCCGAAUACGACUCAAAUAUAGAACGUAACUCGAUCAGAUAAUUCAAUUUUGUGACACUCUAGUGAGUCGUCUUUUUUAGGGUGGGCCACGAGUGAGCGAGAGAGUGAGAGUGGGGGAGUGUUUUGAAGUGUUUUGGCUUCAUUAGUUUGUUUGAUUAAAAUUUAAGUUUGAAUUUACGAAUGAGUAAUGUGUUCGGAAUAAAGUGAAAUUGAUCCGCAGUUAGUCAAAGCAAAGGUCUAAGCCCUGUAUCAAAAUCGUUUAAUUAUUUUUGAGUAAUUUUUUCUAUACCCUGCAUCCAUUAAAAUGUUUAAAGAGGGUAUAUUAAAGUUGUGCAGACCCCACUGAUUGCUUUUUCUGGUGAGAAUGAACAGUUUUGCCAGGCACGGGCAGGGAAGAUCUUCGAUAUUUUAUCGAUAACUCUCAUCCUUAGACCCAAAAUUUCGAUUAAUAUCGCUUACCAGUUUCCUGUUGCUAAAGAUCGUGAAAUUCUUGAUUUAAAUGAAUGCAAAGCGAUAAAUUGUAUUUUCAGUCACGUUAUCUGAGCGAAAUUUCUGGUUUUUGAAAUUCUUUAAGAAUUUGGUUAGUCUAUAAUUGCUCAAGAUUUUUGCAAAAACCGAUAAAUAUCGAUUUUCAAUCGGCGAGAUUUUAGGUUUUCAAAUUCGUAAAGAAAGUUAGUCGUUAAUUGCUCAAGAUUUCUGCGCAAAUCGAUAAAUAUCGAUAUAUACCAUUUUUAAAUUCUAAAAUCGAUACUUUAGUUGGGAGUUCUUCGAGAUUUCUGCAGCAAAAUGCCAAGCUUUGUCUGAUUGUUACACAUAAAUAUCAACUUGCAGCAACUGGCAACAAAUGUAAAUUACAGCAAUUUAUCGAGUUGCUGGCGCAAAUAUUUGAUGACAAUCUCACAUGCAACCGCUGCAAAGUACCUUUCACCAAGGCAACACUUUUGUGGCAUCCGUGAAACAUGCCCCAUAAAUAUCCGCGAGCCACCACCAACUAUCGUAAUUUGGUGCGGCGAGUGCGGGCAAUUCGAUUACUUCGAUUACCACAAGUGCAAUGGAGGCCAUGAGUAAUGCAAAUGGAACCUGGACACUGGAAAUUGAUACUUGGCUCACUUUGAACUCGAACAACAGCAGUUGAGGUCGUUGAAAUGGUUAUUCAAUACAAACGUAUUCGGUAAUUUGGAUGUUAUUUCAGCUGCGAUUGCAAUUUCAAAACAAAUGGCUUCGCAAAAGACGAAAUUCUAUCUACUCUAACCGAUUCCAACAAUUAAAUAUCUCAAUUUUGGAAUCUUUAUAAUAGAUAUAUCUUUCUCUUCUAUGAAAGAUUACUUUUGAGUUAGGUUAAGUGCAGCACAAGUUUGAGUUCUUAGAAGUUUAGGGCUUUAAUUGCAAACAUGUAACCAGACAUUGCCUUGGCGAUGAAUCUCCCCGCCUCAGCUGAAGCUCCUAGACAACAGCAAACAAAUACUUUAGCCGGCACUCAAUCGAUUUACCAGCUAAGCGUCAUGCAGUACAGUUGGCUGCCACAGGAACGGCGCGAGGUGAGAAUAAGGGAGAAGCCUCCUUUGGUUAUAUCGCUGCAGCGCUAUGCGCGGCUCCAGGCGAAUGCCUGCCAGGCAGACAAGGAGCAGCAGCGGCAGAGGCAGCAGCAGCGACAGCUUUACGAGGAGCAGCUGCGUCUGGGCGGCGAGGAGCUGCUGCGUCGCUUCGGCGGUCGCAAGCUGUGCCCCACAGCGGAGGAGCAGUGCCGCAGAGCUCAGCAGCAGCAGCAGGCGGAGCAGCAGCUGGCCAAGCAGCGUGCGCUCGAGGAGAGCGACGCGGUGCAGCGUGAGGAGCAGCUCAGGCAGCGGCAGCGCAUCGAAAAGGCGCAGCAGCUGCUGGAGCAGCUGCGUCCGGGACCGCGGGAACUGCACUGCGCCAAGCAGCAGAGUCAGGUGCUGCGAGGCAUCAUUGCCCAGAGGCAGAUGCAGGCACAGUUUGCGGCGGCAGCGGAGCAGCAGCGCACGCUGGACAGGCGCAACUACAGCGAGCAGGUGCUCAAUGGGCUGGAAGAGGCGCAGUUGCGUCUACAGGAGCGACGCCAGCAGUUGGGCCAGCACAAGCGCGAUCUGCUCAAAUCCAUCGAGCAGCGGCAGCAGGAACGCAGCGCGGCCAAAGCGGAGCAGCUGGAGCUGGCACGCCAGGAGCGGCAGCGCAACGAGCUGCAACUGAAGCAGCAGCUGGACAAGGAGCGCGCUGAGCAGGCGGCCAAGCUGCAGCAGAGACGCCAGCACACGCUGGCAUCCCUAGAGGCAGCCGAGCAGCGGCGGCAGCAAAUGCAGCUUUUAGAUAAGGUGGAACUGGCGAUAUGCGAGCUGCACAACGAGGCAAAGGCCAAGCUGGACGGCCUGAAGAUCGACCUGGCCAAGCAGCGUGUGCAGCGGCGACUGCAGCGCAACGAGCAGCUGGCCAAGGAGCUGGCACCGCGGCUGCACUACAGCGCUGGCGAGGAUCAGCUGCGCCACGAGCGCCAGCUGGCGGAGAUGCGACGAGCGCAUAGUGUCGAGCAGCAGACAGCUCGCCAGCGACGGCAGCAGAUGAAGGCCGAACGCCUGGCCAUGCAGCGGUCCGAGCAGGAGCAGGCCGAGGCGGCCAAGCGGCAAGCGGAGGCACAACGUCGCGACGACAUGGACAGACGUGUGCAAAACGAGCUGAUUCACGUGCAGUUCAAGCGGCAGCAGCGCCAGGAGCAGCUGCGUCGCCAGCACGAGCUGCGCGCGCAGCUGGACAAACAGGAGCAGCUGCGUCGCAACGAGGAAGCGCGUCCGACCACCAACUACAAUCGACUGGCGCAGCUGGAGUGCUUGCGCGAGGAUGCCCAGUUCAUGGAGUACGCCUAUCGGCUGAUGACCGAGGCGCAGGCCAAGGGCUGUCCUCUCAGGCCAUUCGUGCGCGUUCUGGACCAGUACAAAAGCCAGAAUCGUAUUGGCGCCGAGGUGCGGAUACCACGACAUCUGAUCACCAAAUUGAGCAUGGGACGACGCACCAAAGGCGACAGCUCGCCGCAACAGGGGAAGGAGACCAUGGAUCAGGCAGCAAAUGAGGAGGAAGAGUACAAAAGAAAAAUUGAGCAGAAUCUCAAGAAAAUUGAGGCCCUGCUGCUGGCCGAAUCAAAGCUCAAGGACGAGCCGAAGAACUAAGAAAUGGCAGUGCGAAAACAGGUCCGGAAUCAAGGAAGGAAUCAAGGAAGUACUCAAAGGACAAGCUAUUCAUAGAGGGCAUCUUUGAUGUUACCUCUAGAAUAUCUUGCUGAAGUUCCCCUAUAUAUUUUAUAUAUAUUUAUAUAAGAUUUAUCUAUACCAGCUCCUAAAAUAAUCAUUUGAAGUUAAAGCUCAUUUUAAGUAUAAAAA